AAACCGUGACACCGAGGCAGGAAAAAAUAUCUGAGGUGUUCAUGAGACUGUGGGAGUGUGAUCCGCCAGACUGCACGGGGUUAGAGGCCCUAGAGAACCGUGUGUGAAAUAAAUGGCCUACGCAUCAGCCUGUAAUCGCGUUAUCAGAGGCUCCCCAGUAGUAUCAGCCUGUAGUCACCAGUGUGUCACCACGUUACUUCACCCGGGUUGGCUCUACCUGUCAGUGCUACGGCCAAGAUUUCUUUAAUGAAGUGAUAUUGAAAGUGAUGUCCAACUACCCGCCAAAGAAGAAGCUGUGUCAAAUAUCAAUAAAAGACAUGCUGAAACCCUUGGCCAGCCGAGGAAAGCCUGAGUUGGAGAAUAAGAAAAAGCAUUCAAGUCCACCUCCUUUCAAGAGAGAGAGUAUGGAAGCUGGUAAAUUCCAUACAGUGGCAAACAAACAGUGCACUGAGUCUCUGAGGAUGGAAGGGAAAGAUUUGGGUGCAAAGCUACACGAUGAAGAAACUAAAGAGUACCACAGAGAAGAGAAAGGAGACUUGAAGCCAACCAGCAAGAACAAAGACUCAGAGCUAAGUUGGGAGAAAUCAGAACAUAUGUGCAAGAAAAAUAGUAAAUUUUCUGUAGAUGACGUGAAUAAGGAAGUAGGUGCCUCUGGAAGUAGGAGUGACUUCAGUACCUGCCCUUCAACCCAACCUAAAGGAAAGAGUAUGUCAGAUGAUUUGAAGCCAAAGAGCUUUUCACAGAGAGAUAAUCCAGUGAAACUGAAACCUUCUGGAAGACCAUCAUCUGAGGAAUGUGAUAAAGACAAGGGUAAAGAAAGGCCUCCAGACCUGCGUAACAUCUUAGCCAGUGCCGCUGAGCAGCGGAUGGGCUCAGUGACAAAGUCGGUAAAAAGGGCCAAGGACACAAGCAGCACAUCAGGUGGUGGCAGAAGAGACAAUGAGGAGAAGGAGUGGCAAGGAGUGUCUUUAUCAUCGCUGCCCCACCUCAGUGCCAGCAACCCCAACAUACCUCCAGUGGUGCCCUCCCCUGACCACACAGUCUUGGUAAAGUUGCCCGUGUCACCCGGCUCUGGGCCUCUCCCUUACCCUUCUGGACCCUUUGAUGUGUGGGACCAGUACCAUGUCAGGAUGCCGUGCUCCCCUAAGAGCCAGUACCCAAAGAACAAGGAUACUGUGGUUCCUCGAUGGAGUGUUAUCUGUGAGGCACUGAGCAGGGAGAUAAAGUCUGUGGAAGACUUAGAGAAAGCUGUUUUGGAAUAUAACAGCAGAUAUGCCUCCAGAUGGAAGUUCAGGGGGCUUCAUAUUCUUCUAGAGCAGGAAUUUGAGGAUGAGGAAUGUGCUUACUUCUUUGGCAAGACCUUGCCAGCAAUGAUCCAGCUGGCGCUGAUGCUGCCCCAGUUGGUGACCCAGCCACCUCCCCUUCUCCUGCAGGGCACCACUCACUCCAUCACACUCUCACAGAUGCAGAUUGCAUCUCUCUUAGCAAAUGCCUUCUUCUGUACAUUCCCAAGGAGGAAUGCUAAAGGAAAUGACACUGAAUAUGCCAAGUAUCCUGACAUCAAUUUUAACAGAUUAUUCUUCCACAAGGAGCAGAGGUCUCUGGAGAAGCUGAAGUGCCUCCUCCAUUACUUCAAACGUGUCACCACAAAAUCCCCCACUGGGACAGUGACGUUCACCAGGCAAACCGUGUUACACCAAGAGAUCCCCAACUGGGCUACCUCCAAAAGGCCCCUUCCUAAUCUUCAUGUUAGCAGUACUGGACUGAUAGAAGAGGCUACUGGGCUGCUACAAGUUGACUUUGCAAACAAGUACCUUGGGGGUGGUGUGCUGGGGCUGGGAUGUGUGCAGGAAGAGAUCCGUUUUGUUCUCUGUCCAGAGCUGAUAAUUUCCAGGCUCUUCACACAGGCUCUAGAAAAGACAGAUGCCCUCAUCAUUACUGGGUGUGAACAGUUUAGCCGAGGCAGUGGAUAUGCUUCCACCUUCUGUUGGGACGGACCACAUGAGGAUACUACCCCUCUUGACAAGUGGGGAAGGCGUCUGUGCCAGGUGACUGCCAUUGAUGCCCUUCACUUCACCAAGCAGCCCAACAUUCAGUACAAGCCCACCUACAUCAUCAGAGAACUUAACAAGGCGUAUGCAGGCUUCAAGGUGAUAAAUGGAAGUCCAGGUGUACCAACAGGUGUGGCAACAGGAAACUGGGGCUGUGGAGCUUUCAAAGGCAAUCCAAGACUGAAGGCUCUCAUUCAGCUUGCUGUGUGUGGCCACAUAGGAAGGAACCUUGCCUACUUCACGUUUGGGGACGAGAAGCUGAGGGAUGAUCUCUACACCAUGUAUGUUUUCUUGAAGGAGAAUAAUGUUACUGUAGGAGAGAUAGCUCAGGUCUUGCAUCACUAUGGCUACCGGGAGUGGUCAGAUGGGUCAGACCUUUUCCAUUACAUCUGCCACAGUCUGGGGUCCUAUGACUCAGACACUGACCAGGAGGGAAGCAAAGGUGUCCCUGAUGUUCCAGAGGAAGCACCAACCAACUCGUGUCAAACAGAUGAUGCAGCUUCACCCUCUGCAAGCAUUUCGCACACGAAGAGGUCCUCCCAGAGCAUUACUGAGUGCCUUCCAGAGCCUUCCCAUGACCAGCAGCACAAAAUGAGUGAAGAAAAAAUCCUCCAAGUACUUUCAGAGUGUGAUCGUCUUUUUGAAAGUGAAAAGAACAAGAAGAAACAGGGAGCUGGUCAUAGUCUUGAUAGCUCCUCUCAAAAGACUGACAGUGAAAGGAGAGUAGGAGACCUUAAAAGUGGAUCAAGGAAAGAAAGCAAAGCAUUCCAGAGUGGCAGUGAAUCAAGUAGACUUUUUAGCCUCCUUGAUGAAAUUGAUCGGCAGGUUAAUAAGUGACAAUGCCGAUAUAUAAAGUGAAAAAAAUACUUUUCAUUUUUAAUAGACUGAUGUUUCAUUUAUGCCUGGUAAUGAUUUCUGUAGAUAUGCUCUUGACUUCCUUAAAUAAAAUAAUAUAUAAUUUAACUUAUUAA
This is a messenger RNA of Eriocheir sinensis (Chinese mitten crab), 3022 nucleotides long. RefSeq names its product poly(ADP-ribose) glycohydrolase-like (gene Parg). The record is from RefSeq and is a predicted model, not a curated record. NCBI's taxonomy places the organism in Eukaryota, Metazoa, Arthropoda, Malacostraca, Decapoda, Varunidae. Gene Ontology annotation, molecular function: poly(ADP-ribose) glycohydrolase activity. Gene Ontology annotation, biological process: regulation of DNA repair; ATP generation from poly-ADP-D-ribose; nucleotide-sugar metabolic process. The transcript is spliced from 16 exons. Gene Ontology annotation, cellular component: cytoplasm; nucleus. The coding region runs from base 267 to 2888 and encodes 873 amino acids.